This is a messenger RNA of Limanda limanda (common dab), 1960 nucleotides long. RefSeq names its product BEN domain-containing protein 4. Lineage: Eukaryota; Metazoa; Chordata; Actinopteri; Pleuronectiformes; Pleuronectidae. The transcript has 6 exons. Gene Ontology annotation, molecular function: DNA binding. Bases 1 to 1800 code for a protein of 599 amino acids. The record is from RefSeq and is a predicted model, not a curated record.
AUGGAUGAGGGCCACGGAGGAGGAGGAGGCAGGACCCUGCGUCCCCCGGGAGGAGGGAGGCUCAGUGGCGGAGCAGCCGGGUGGGGAUUGGAGCUCCGCCGCGUCAGUAUCUGGAUCAGCCUCCGCCUCCUGCGAGGGGAAGUGAUCCAGACGGUGACGGAGACCCCCGAGCCCGGCAGCCGUGCACCUGUGCCCGGGAUGGAGGGAGAGAUGCAGCCGAAGAUGAGCCGCCAGGAGCGGGGUCCGGUCAGCAGCCUGAAGCCGUUCCAGAGCAAGCGAUCCGCGGGCAAGUGUCGCUUUGACAGGUCGGCUGCCGGGGUGGAGGUGGAGGUUCCUCUGCUCGGCGACGGGCAUCACUUCACUUUCCACCCCGAGCAGCCUCAUCAUUUCCAGGCGAACCACCACAACCACCACAACCACCAGCAGCACCAGCAGCACCAGCAGCGUGUGCAGCACCAGAGCCCGGUCGCCAUCAGCAGCAGCAGCAGCAUCCAGCAGCAGCAUCAGCACCAGAUGCAUCAGCAGCAUCAGCAGCAUCAGCAUCGCUUCCCGUGUGAGAGCAGGCCCAGCAGCAGGGUCCCCACAUCCUCAGCCCCCCUCGGUGCCCAGCAGCCCAGCUUGUCUCCGGACUGCAGCUACAGCAUCAGCUCAGAAAACCGUCUCAUCUUGGAUGCCUUCGCUCAGCAGUGCAGCCGAGUCCUCAGCCUCCUCAACAACGGUCGUCUCCUGGAGCCUUCGUCCUCCUUCGGCUCCAACAUCAAGCUGGAGGACGCUCAGGGGCUUCACUGCUCCUCACUGGGGAAGCCCAAACUCGAAGAAAGCUCGUCGACCACAGACCCAGAAGAGGAGGCUCAACAAAGCCAUCAGAACCAACAACAGACCUCUGCCGUUCUGCGCAUCUUCACAGACUCCCUCCAGAGCUACCUCCUCUCAGGGCCUCAGCAGCAGCAGCGUCUGGCUGCAGGUCUGGAGGACGAGCGGUGUCCGGUGACAGAGCCCGGUUCAGGGGUCUCUCCUCAGAGACACACCCUGGGAGGCUGGGGCUCGCCCACUCCGUCGGAGUCGUACGGCCACCCGUCGUCCACGCUGCCCGAGGAGGAGGAGGAGGAGGAGAACUGCUGUCCACGCUGCCUGGAGCUGGAGCAGGAGGUGCUGUCUCUGCAGCAGGAGAACGAGGAGCUCCGCAACAAGCUGGAGAACGUUCCAGUUCCCUGUCAAAAUGCUCUCGACUACUUCAAGACUGUUCUGGAGUUUCACAACCAGCUGAUCCAGCCGCUGCCGGAGGAGCAGCUCACAGAGGAAGAAGAACGGCAAACAGUCUUUGAGGGCAGUAAACAGCUCCUGGAGAACUACCCUCUGUUCAUCAGUAACAAGCAGUGGGAUGAAGCCGUCAACUCCUCCAAGAAAGAUGGCCGCCGGCUGCUGCGCUACCUGAUACGCUAUGUCUUCACCACGGACGAGCUGAAGUUCUCCUGUGGUCUGGGGAAGAGGAAGCGCUCAGUCCACUCAGGGGAGCCGGGCCUGGAGAGACGACCGCUCAACCCCGUCAAAGUCAGCUGCCUCAGAGAGUUCAUCCGGAUGCACUGUGCCUCAAACCCAGACUGGUGGAUGCCGUCAGAGGAGCAGAUCAACAAAGUGUUCAGCGACGCCGUCGGCCACGCUCGCCAGGGCCGGGCGGUCGGCACGUUCAUCGGCAGCAGCGGCAGCAGCACCAGCAGCCUCUACAUGGACAGCUUUGAAGGACACCUGUCACAGGACGAACUGUAUUUAAAAGGCUGCCAGAACGGCCAAUCAGAUUGAAGGUGCGAAAGACAAAAUGGCCGAGAUGUAGCUGUAUGACAACACAUAUCCCAAAACACUGACCUUAUCCUGUCACUUUACACAGUGAAGAAAACAUUCCAGAAGUUUCUCAUACAGAAAAUAACUACUUUCCUCUUUUCAAAUAGUUUUCUAGCUUUUU